AUGGGGAGACUGGGGAGCCAGCCUCAGGAGAUGACAGAAGCUGCUCAGGCCCUGGGGGCAGGAGAUCGAGAGGACCAGUCCAUCCUAUGCACAGGCGAGUCUGGAGCCGGGAAAACGGAGAACACCAAGAAAGUCAUCCAGUACCUGGCCGUGGUGGCCUCCUCCCACAAGGGCAAGAAGGACACAAGCAUCACGCAAGGCCCAUCUCUUGCCUACGGAGAGCUGGAAAAGCAGCUUCUGCAAGCAAACCCGAUCCUGGAGGCUUUUGGCAACGCCAAAACAGUGAAGAACGACAACUCCUCGCGAUUCGGCAAAUUCAUCCGCAUCAACUUCGACGUCACCGGUUACAUCGUGGGAGCCAACAUUGAGACGUAUCUGCUAGAAAAGUCGCGGGCUAUUCGCCAAGCCAAGGACGAGAGGACGUUCCACAUCUUUUACUAUAUGAUUGCCGGAGCCAAGGAGAAGAUGAAAAGUGACUUGCUUUUGGAGGGCUUCAGCAACUACACGUUCCUCUCCAAUGGCUAUGUGCCCAUCCCAGCUGCCCAGGACGAUGAGAUGUUCCAGGAAACCCUGGAGGCCAUGGGCAUCAUGGGCUUCAAUGAAGACGAGCAGCUGUCCAUCCUGAAGGUGGUGUCAUCCGUCCUGCAGCUGGGCAAUAUCGUCUUCAAGAAGGAGAGGAACACGGACCAGGCGUCCAUGCCGGACAACACAGCUGCUCAGAAAGUUUGUCACCUCAUGGGAAUUAAUGUGACGGAUUUCACCAGAGCCAUCCUCACCCCACGUAUAAAAGUCGGGCGUGAUGUGGUACAGAAAGCUCAGACAAAAGAACAGGCAGACUUUGCCAUGGAGGCUCUGGCCAAGGCCACGUAUGAGCGCCUUUUCCGCUGGAUACUCAGCCGUGUGAACAAAGCCCUGGACAAGACCCACCGGCAAGGGGCUUCGUUCCUGGGAAUCCUGGACAUUGCUGGAUUUGAGAUCUUUGAGGUGAACUCCUUCGAGCAGCUGUGCAUCAACUACACCAACGAGAAGCUGCAGCAGCUCUUCAACCACACCAUGUUCAUCCUGGAGCAGGAGGAGUACCAGCGCGAGGGCAUCGAGUGGAACUUCAUCGACUUCGGGCUCGACCUGCAGCCCUGCAUCGAGCUCAUCGAGCGGCCGAACAACCCUCCAGGCGUGCUCGCCCUGCUGGACGAGGAGUGCUGGUUCCCCAAAGCCACAGACAAGUCCUUCGUGGAGAAGCUGUGCUCAGAGCAGGGCAACCACCCUAAGUUCCAGAAGCCCAAGCAGCUCAAGGACAAAACCGAGUUCUCCAUCAUCCACUAUGCUGGGAAGGUGGACUACAAUGCGACUGCCUGGCUGACCAAGAACAUGGACCCGCUGAAUGACAAUGUGACUGCCCUCCUCAACGCCUCUUCAGACAAGUUUGUGGCCGACCUGUGGAAGGACGUGGACCGUAUCGUGGGGCUGGACCAGAUGGCCAAGAUGACGGAGAGCUCGCUGCCCAGCGCCUCCAAGACCAAGAAGGGCAUGUUCCGCACGGUGGGGCAGCUGUACAAGGAGCAGCUGGGGAAGCUGAUGACCACGCUGCGCAACACCACGCCCAACUUCGUGCGCUGCAUCAUCCCCAACCACGAGAAGAGGUCCGGCAAGCUGGAUGCCUUUCUGGUGCUGGAGCAGCUGCGGUGCAACGGGGUGCUAGAAGGCAUCCGCAUCUGCCGCCAGGGCUUCCCCAACAGGAUCGUCUUCCAGGAGUUCCGCCAACGCUACGAGAUCCUGGCCGCGAAUGCCAUUCCCAAAGGCUUCAUGGACGGGAAGCAGGCCUGCAUCCUCAUGAUCAAAGCCCUAGAACUCGACCCCAACUUGUACAGGAUCGGGCAGAGCAAAAUCUUCUUCAGAACCGGGGUCCUGGCCCACCUGGAAGAGGAGCGAGACUUGAAGAUCACCGACGUCAUCAUGGCUUUCCAGGCCAUGUGUCGCGGCUACCUGGCCAGAAAGGCCUUUGCCAAGAGGCAGCAGCAGCUGACAGCCAUGAAGGUGAUUCAGAGGAACUGUGCCGCCUACCUCAAGCUGCGCAACUGGCAGUGGUGGAGGCUCUUCACCAAGGUGAAGCCCCUGCUGCAGGUGACGCGGCAGGAGGAGGAGAUGCAGGCCAAGGAGGAUGAGCUGCAGAAGACCAAGGAGCGGCAGCAGAAGGCAGAGAGCGAGCUCAAGGAGCUGGAGCAGAAGCACUCGCAGCUGGCCGAGGAGAAGAACCUGCUGCAGGAGCAGCUGCAGGCGGAGACGGAGCUGUACGCUGAGGCCGAGGAGAUGCGGGUCCGGCUGGCGGCCAAGAAGCAGGAGCUGGAGGAGAUCCUGCAUGAGAUGGAGGCCCGCCUGGAGGAGGAGGAAGACCGGGGCCAGCAGCUGCAGGCAGAGAGGAAGAAGAUGGCCCAGCAGAUGCUGGACCUGGAGGAACAGCUGGAGGAGGAGGAAGCUGCGAGGCAGAAGCUGCAACUUGAAAAGGUCACGGCCGAGGCCAAGAUCAAGAAACUGGAGGAUGACAUCCUGGUCAUGGAUGAUCAGAACAACAAACUGUCAAAAGAGCGAAAACUCCUUGAAGAGAGGAUUAGUGACUUAACGACGAAUCUUGCAGAAGAGGAAGAAAAGGCCAAGAACCUCACCAAGCUGAAAAAUAAGCACGAAUCUAUGAUUUCAGAACUGGAAGUGCGGCUGAAGAAGGAGGAGAAGAACCGGCAGGAGCUGGAGAAGCUGAAACGGAAGCUGGAGGGAGAGGCCAGCGAUUUCCACGAGCAGAUCGCAGACCUGCAGGCGCAGAUUGCGGAGCUCAAGAUGCAGCUGGCCAAGAAGGAGGAGGAGCUGCAGGCGGCCCUGGCCAGGCUCGACGAUGAAAUUGCUCAGAAGAAUAACGCCCUCAAGAAGAUCCGGGAGCUGGAGGGUCUCAUCUCAGACCUGCAGGAGGACCUGGACUCAGAACGGGCCGCGAGGAACAAGGCUGAGAAGCAGAAGCGAGACCUGGGGGAGGAGCUGGAGGCGCUGAAGACGGAGCUGGAGGACACGCUGGACAGCACGGCCACCCAGCAGGAGCUCCGGGCCAAGAGGGAGCAGGAGGUGACGGUGCUAAAGAAGGCCCUGGACGAGGAGACGCGAUCCCACGAGGCCCAGGUCCAGGAGAUGAGGCAGAAGCACACGCAGGCGGUGGAGGAGCUCACGGAGCAGCUCGAGCAGUUCAAGAGGGCCAAGGCCAACCUGGACAAGAACAAGCAGACGCUGGAGAAGGAGAACGCAGACCUGGCAGGCGAGCUGCGGGUCCUGAACCAGGCCAAGCAGGAGGUGGAGCACAAGAAGAAGAAGCUGGAGGUGCAGCUGCAGGAACUGCAGUCCAAGUGCAGCGACGGGGAGCGGGCCCGCGCCGAGCUCAACGACAAGGUCCACAAGCUGCAGAAUGAAGUGGAGAGUGUCACAGGGAUGCUCAACGAGGCGGAAGGGAAGGCCAUCAAACUGGCCAAGGACGUGGCCUCCCUGGGGUCCCAGCUCCAGGACACCCAGGAGCUGCUUCAAGAAGAAACCCGGCAGAAGCUCAACGUGUCCACCAAGCUGCGCCAGCUGGAGGAUGAGAGGAACAGCCUGCAGGAGCAGCUGGAUGAGGAGAUAGAGGCCAAGCAGAACCUGGAGCGCCACAUCUCAACUCUGAACAUCCAGCUCUCCGAUUCGAAGAAGAAGCUGCAGGACUUUGCCAGCACCGUGGAGGCCCUGGAAGAAGGCAAGAAGAGGUUCCAGAAGGAAAUCGAAGGCCUCACCCAGCAGUACGAAGAGAAGGCAGCUGCUUAUGACAAACUGGAAAAGACCAAGAACAGGCUUCAGCAGGAGCUGGACGACCUGGUUGUCGAUUUGGACAACCAGCGGCAACUGGUGUCCAACCUGGAAAAGAAGCAGAAGAAGUUUGAUCAGUUGUUGGCCGAGGAGAAAAACAUCUCUUCCAAAUAUGCAGACGAAAGGGACAGAGCGGAGGCGGAAGCCAGGGAAAAGGAAACCAAGGCCUUGUCCCUGGCGCGGGCCCUUGAGGAGGCCUUGGAAGCCAAAGAGGAACUCGAGAGGACCAACAAAAUGCUCAAAGCCGAGAUGGAGGACCUGGUUAGCUCCAAGGACGAUGUAGGCAAGAACGUCCAUGAGCUGGAGAAGUCCAAGCGAGCCCUGGAAACCCAGAUGGAGGAGAUGAAGACACAGCUGGAAGAGCUGGAGGAUGAGCUGCAGGCAACGGAAGAUGCCAAACUGCGGCUCGAGGUCAACAUGCAGGCCCUCAAGGGCCAGUUUGAGCGCGAUCUCCAGGCCCGGGAUGAGCAGAAUGAAGAGAAAAGGCGGCAACUCCAGAGGCAGCUCCAUGAGUAUGAGACGGAACUGGAAGACGAGCGAAAGCAACGUGCCCUGGCCGCUGCUGCCAAGAAGAAGCUGGAAGGGGACCUGAAAGACCUGGAGCUGCAGGCUGACUCAGCCAUCAAGGGGAGGGAGGAAGCCAUCAAGCAGCUGCGCAAACUGCAGGCUCAGAUGAAGGACUUCCAGAGAGAGCUGGACGACGCCCGUGCCUCCAGAGAAGAAAUCUUUGCCACGGCCAAGGAGAAUGAAAAGAAAGCCAAGAGCUUAGAAGCAGACCUCAUGCAGCUACAGGAGGAUCUAGCCGCAGCUGAGAGGGCUCGCAAACAGGCAGACCUGGAGAAGGAGGAACUGGCCGAGGAGCUGGCCAGCAGUGUGUCAGGAAGGAACACGCUUCAGGAUGAGAAGCGCCGCCUGGAGGCCCGGAUCGCGCAGCUGGAGGAGGAGCUGGAGGAAGAACAAGGCAACAUGGAGGCCAUGAGUGACCGUGUCCGAAAGGCCACACAACAGGCCGAGCAGCUCAACAAUGAGCUGGCCACGGAGCGCAGCGCAGCCCAGAAGAACGAGAGCGCAAGGCAGCAGCUAGAGCGGCAGAACAAAGAGCUCCGGAGCAAGCUCCAGGAGAUGGAGGGGGCAGUCAAGUCCAAGUUCAAGUCCACCAUUGCAUCCCUGGAGGCCAAGAUCGCACAGCUGGAGGAGCAGGUGGAGCAGGAGGCCAGAGAGAAACUGGCGGCUGCCAAGUCACUGAAGCAGAAGGACAAGAAGCUGAAGGAGGUCCUGCUGCAGGUGGAGGACGAGCGCAAGGCGGCUGAGCAGUACAAGGAGCAGGCAGAGAAAGGAAAUGUGAAGGUGAAACAACUCAAGAGGCAGCUGGAGGAGGCGGAAGAGGAGUCCCAGCGCAUCAACGCCAACCGCAGGAAGCUGCAGCGGGAGCUGGACGAGGCCACGGAGAGCAACGAGGCCAUGGGCCGCGAGAUGACCGCGCUCAAGAGCAAGCUCAGGCGAGGAAACGAGACCUCUUUUGUUCCCUCUAGAAGGUCUGGAGGACGUCGAGUUAUUGAAAACGCGGAUGGUUCAGAUGAGGAAAUGGAUGCUCGUGAUGCAGACUUCAACGGAACCAAAGCCAGUGAAUAGACAAACUUGCUGAAAACAAAAACAACACCCAGUGGACUCUGCUUAGCAUUGUCCAAAUCCAUUUUCAAAUUCCAAACCUCACAAACACCCCUCACAAUGAACAUAACACCUCCCUGUGCUCAGGGCAUCAAUUUAAGUUUUGAAUCGUGUACCAAAUGAGGAAAACCAACAGGAGACACAGACACACCCACUCCCCCUCUAUCAAGGAACUGUGCAGAGGUUUUGAGUUUUUAGAUAAAUAGAUCCACAGUAACUUAAUCACUGGCAACUUAGUUUACAUAAAAUGGGGAGAAAGUCACCAAAAUGGGUGCCACUGCCCCUCCCACUCCCAAGUCAUUCCCUGCCCUGUGUACCCUUCCAACAUCGUGAGUAGGACCUGGUUUGAAAAUUCUCCCCCGUCCUGGUUACCACACCUCAGAUGCACACAGUUCACCGAGACCAAGUGCCUUCCGUAGUCACCUGAAUUAAAAAGGAGACACUGCUCGACUGGACAAGAGCAGGAAUGUGACACUGUUUUAUAUGCACCCCGACUGUAUUUAAGGACACCCUCACGAAUAAAUAAAAAGGAUUAAAUCACUG
Molecule: messenger RNA, 6081 nt
Organism: Myotis brandtii (Brandt's bat)
Lineage: Eukaryota; Metazoa; Chordata; Mammalia; Chiroptera; Vespertilionidae
Gene: MYH11
Product: myosin, heavy chain 11, smooth muscle
Exons: 40
Coding region: 1-5502 (1833 amino acids)
Cellular component (GO): myosin complex
Molecular function (GO): protein binding; cytoskeletal motor activity; ATP binding
Source: RefSeq, a predicted model, not a curated record